GAGGUGACUCGCCGUCGAGAUGCACCAGGUGCCUUACGGACACAGCGGUACCUCAAGCGAAGGCCGAAACGAUAGGAUCUUCUGGGAGCAGCAGCAACAGCAGCAUCAGCAGCCCGAGUGCGCCAGGCGAGUGCUGCAACAGCAGCAGCCUAGAUCUCACGGUCGUCGAUUACGGCGGCACGACGCCGGGCCCGACGCGGACCGCGUGUCCUCCCUGCACUGUCUGGGCCCGGUGCGCACCGUCCACGCUAAUGCUCCGCCGUCGCUGCCAUCGAAUUUGCUGCUCAUAGGAUUAGCCCUCUGUUGUCUCGCCCUACCGGCGGUACAGCCGCGUCUCAGUGGCCACCAUCAAACGUGUCCGGGUUGCCCACAUCAACAACAGCAGCAGCAACAACAUCACCAUCAUCAUCACGUUCACCACGAGGGUCCGCCGAGGGGCGGCCUGUUCAAAGACACCGCCACGCCUAGCCCCGACGAUCUCAGGCUGGAGGCGAUCAAACAUCAGAUCUUGCAGAAACUUGGCUUGAGGACUCGCCCGGACGUUAACAGGACGUUGGCCACUGUGCCCCGGCACUUGGCCCUGGAGACCCUUUACCGGGCGGAGGCGCAAACGCCGCCGCGCUACUCCGACCGGUCGAGGGUCGACUACGAGAGUGAAUAUUCGGGCGAGUUCCUCUACGGCGGCGACGAGUACUCGUAUAGAAAUCUGGAUCAGGAGACCACUACCACCGAGGGUAACGCUAGGGCCACCGCCAAAUCCUAUCAGGGCUACGAUGAUGUUCAAGAGGAACUAGAUGAUUUCUACGCGAGAACUUCGGAGAUUAUCACCUUCGCCGAACCCGGGCACACGUUGAAUGGCCAGCCAUUGCUGGAAUUUCCGAUGUCGAGUGGCGAACCGGCAUUGGAACCUCUGAGAAUCAAAAGGGCCACCUUGUGGGCAAGAGUUGAGCUCAAGCAUGCCCAUCACUAUCAGCAUCAUCGUCACAGUCAGAUAAACCAAAGAAAUAUCACUCUCUGGGUAUUCAGAGUGCACUGCGGUAAUACGACGCAUCUCCGAGGCAAGGAACUCGGGCAACACCUAGAGAUGGUGACAUCUCUUGUUGUGAACGUCGGCCAGCUCGGCUGGCAGAAAUUCGACGUGACGAAGGUCGUCAGCAGAUGGUACACGACGAACUACUCGAAAGAUAAACUGACGUUGCUCGUCGACUGCAGCGGGUGCGGCUCGCAUGUCCACGUAUCGACCUUCGAUGGGCAUUCGCCGCACGUGAUCGAGUCGUCCCUAAAUUCGAAAGGCGAUCACGAUCCGGAUAGACCGUUUCUAGUCGUGCGUACAGAUCCAGCGGCCGCGAAGCGCGUUAGAAGACGAGCGAUCGAGUGCAGCGGCGCGAUAAAAGGUCAAUGCUGCAAGCAGAGGUUCUACGUCAGCUUCUCUCAGCUUGGGUGGGACGAUUGGAUUAUCGCUCCUCAGGGAUACUACGCCAAUUACUGCAGAGGAGACUGCGCGGCUGGUCACAGAACGCCGGACACGUUUCUCAACUAUUACACCCAUGUGAUUGAGGAAUACCGGAAGAUGGACCGGCUGGCCGGCAUGCAACCAUGCUGUGCGCCUCUCAAGUUCUCACCCAUGUCGCUCAUCUACUACGGCCCGGACUCGAACAUAAUCAAAAGAGACCUGCCGAAGAUGGUCGUGGACGAGUGCGGUUGCCCUUAAAAAAUGCGACAGGGAAACGAAAGAGCACGGUCGAAAAAGAUCGUCGUGCUUCUGCCUUGUGUUUAAAAAAAAAAAAGACAAAGGAAUGAUCGCGGAAUCGUAAACGCGAGCCCGGACUCGGUCCGACAAAUCGGUUCAGAAACCGUCCGAAUUCCGCGAGAAUUGUCUCGUAUUAGAAAUGAGAAACCGGUGAACCGGAAGUCGAUCGAGCACUGUGCGAAUAUUUAAGCGCGCGGCGCUCGAACGGUGGUCCGCGCGAGGGUGGUUUCCUGAAAACACCCGAGGGUAGACUGGUAUGCAAAGAUAGUCAAAAGAACUAGGUAAUUUUGCUAGAUUAUACGCCACGUCAAUGCGAUUGCGUUUCGAGCGCGAUUCGCGUGGGGUGAUAAAGUAAAAAUUGGCCUUUCUAUAUAUAUAUACAAAAUAUAGAACGGUCGAAUACGUAGAGUAGACCUUACCGGUUGGUAAUUUGUAAAAAAAAAAGAGAAGAAAAGAGACAAGAGGCGUCUCGAUUUCAAAGCGUCGUUUACAAUACGCAUAUAUAUAUAUAAUAUAUUUAUCUAUACUCUCCGGUUUAUUUGUACGUGAUCGUAAAAGGCAGAGAGAGGAGAUAUGCGAAAAAGUAUUCAGAGUCGGUAUUCUUACCCAAGAGCUUAGUCUUUCUUUAUUAGUUGCGCGAUGAGAAUGAGAGAAUAAGAGAAAGAAAGCGAGUGAGUGAGAACGAGAGAAUAAU
Trachymyrmex septentrionalis is the source of this 2444-nucleotide messenger RNA. RefSeq names its product inhibin beta chain (gene Actbeta). The record is from RefSeq and is a predicted model, not a curated record. Lineage: Eukaryota; Metazoa; Arthropoda; Insecta; Hymenoptera; Formicidae. Gene Ontology annotation, molecular function: growth factor activity; cytokine activity. Gene Ontology annotation, cellular component: extracellular region. Gene Ontology annotation, biological process: SMAD protein signal transduction. The coding region runs from base 20 to 1711 and encodes 563 amino acids. The transcript has 6 exons.